Molecule: messenger RNA, 1512 nt
Organism: Cladophialophora yegresii CBS 114405
Lineage: Eukaryota; Fungi; Ascomycota; Eurotiomycetes; Chaetothyriales; Herpotrichiellaceae
Exons: 4
Coding region: 1-1512 (503 amino acids)
Biological process (GO): carbohydrate transport; transmembrane transport
Cellular component (GO): membrane
Molecular function (GO): carbohydrate:proton symporter activity
Source: RefSeq, a predicted model, not a curated record
AUGGCGAAGGGAGACUGGUAUAUCUAUUGGAUUUGUGCCGUUGCAUCACUGGCAAAUAUCUUCCAAGGAUUCGACAGCGGCAUAUACUCCAUCAUCAUCUCCGACCACAAAUUCACAGACUAUUUCCAUCUCUCAGAUGCCAGAGUUGGUGUUGUGGCCAGUAUGAUCAGCCUGGGCAACGUCAUUGGCAACCUCUUCGUGGCCUGGUGGCUCAUCUGGUACAUCGGCCGUCGCUAUGCUUUCAUCUACGGUACUAUCAUUCUCCUGGUUGGCGUUGCCCUCCAGGCUGGGGCCCGAGACUUCGCCAUGGUCGUGGUCGGCAGGAUCAUCGCCGGUAUUGGCACCUCAGUGAUCGGCACCAACCUUGCAGCAUACCAAGCAGAAGUCUCACACCCUCGAAUCCGCGGCAGAGUCGUCUCCUUUGUCCAGCUUUCUUACCAGGUCGGCGUCCUCAUCGCUUACGUUGUUGGUCUGGGCACAGUCAAGAUUUCGGGAAACAACUCAUGGCGAGUCGCCACCGCCCUGCAGGUCGUGCCGGGUGUAGUCUUGAUCAUUGCUUCGUUCACCAUCCCCGAAUCACCUCGCUGGAUCGUCGAACGCCACCCGGAACAAGCGGCUCGUGCUCUGAAAGAACUGUCAAGGGUCCGCAGACUGCCGCAAGAUCAUGACGAAGUGAAGCACGAGUAUGCCGAACUGGUGGCCGCCCGGGACUACCGCCUCGAGAAUGAAAACACACAGACCUGGUCGUACUUCCUCCGCUCGUUCCCCGUGUGGAAACGCAUCGCGUAUGGUAUGAGCACCAUGGCUCUGGGCCAGCUCUCAGGGGUCGGCGCCCUGAUGAUCUACGGCAUCCUGAUCUUCGAAGGGUUGGGCUUCUCCUCCGGUACCAUGUCACUGCUGUUGAAUGUGGUAUCCGGGGUUCUGUGCCUGGCAGCCACCGGAAUCACCACUGGAGGCGUGGACAAAUGGGGCCGCAAACUGACACUGCUGGCCGGCUCGGCAACCAUGAUCGUCAGCUACAUCAUCAUUGCCGCCUUGAAUGAUGCGUAUCCGACGGCCACGAACUUCAACCGCGGCGCCGCCAUCGCCUCGGUUGUAUUCAUCUAUGUCAUCCAAAUGUCCUACAGUGGUGCAAUGGGCCCUGUGGCCUGGAUCUAUGCGUCGGAGAUCUUCCCCACUCAUUUGCGCGACAAAGGCAUCAACGUUAGUCAAGCCGGCCAACAGAUCACGACGCUCUGGAUCAAUCAGGCUUGGCCGGUGAUGUUCUCAUCGGUUGGUCAUGACGCCUACUGGAUUCUGGUGGGUAUUAAUGCCCUGGGAUUUGUCGCCGUGUUCUUUUUGUGGCCCGAAACCAAGGGGAUCAGUCUCGAGCAUAUGGACCGUAUUUUCGGCGAAGUCGACAAGGUCGAGGCGCAGGUUGCUGCAAGGGGACUGUCCACCGUUGAGAACAUCCUUGAGACCGACUCGGUGAAGGGUGCUAUGCUGCACAGCGAGGAUGUCGAGCGCAAGUGA